This is a messenger RNA of Candidula unifasciata, 897 nucleotides long. The record is from the annotation of a GenBank genome assembly. NCBI's taxonomy places the organism in Eukaryota, Metazoa, Mollusca, Gastropoda, Stylommatophora, Geomitridae.
AUGAAGUUUCUUUGGUUUAGAUGUGAUAUCAUUCUUCCCUCGGCUGCAUUGGCAGUUGGUGUUUUAGCAGUAGCUCUUGCUGGGUUUUUCAUCAAACGAGAGUUGGAGGGCACAGAAAAUACAGAACAGCAUUGCACAAUGGCACAUGAGGCUCCAGAGAAUGUAGAACGUUUUAAGUCAGAGGGCCAUUCCGCAUUUGUUCUUGGACAUACUGGAGAAUUGGGAAAAGUUUUGGUCGAUGAACUCAACAAGCUGAAGAUUUUCAAAAAGGUUGUCCUGGUUGGACGUCGCGAAAUUCCACUAGAUGUUGGUCCUGAAUUUGAACAAAAAGUUGUUGACUUUGAAAAUAUUGACGAUUAUAAGGAUGUCUUCAAAGACCUUGACACUGGAUUCUCUUGUCUCGGCACUACUAGAGGCAAGUCUGGAGUGCAAGGUUUCAUCCGAGUGGACCAUGAUUACGUCCUGAUGUCAGCGGAGGUGGCCAAGGCUCAAGGCUGCAAGCAUUUCUCGCUCGUGUCGUCGCAGGGUGCAGAUAAAAAUAGCAGCUUUCUGUACCCCCGCACAAAAGGCCAGGUUGAGGAGGCACUAAAAGUUAUGCAUUUUGACCGAUUGUCAAUUUUCAGACCAGGUGUUCUGAUGGUUGACCGGGAAGAAAGUCGACCCAUGGAGGCAGCAUUCCGGGCACUUCUAAAACCAGUAUCCUAUUUUUUCCCAACUGCAAUAUCGGUGCCAGUAAGAAUCGUAGCCUUAGCUUUAAUCAACAAUGCUGUGGCUCCACCCAGUGGUUCAACAUUUGAACUCUAUGACAACAAAGCUAUUCAUCAGAUUUCGGGUAUUUCCAAAGGAUGUGGUGUGAAACGCAGCCAGUCUGCACCAGAAAGAACCAGAACAGAUUAG